Messenger RNA from Saccostrea cuccullata (small rock oyster), 6823 nucleotides. Its product is annotated as rab GTPase-binding effector protein 1-like. Gene Ontology annotation, molecular function: GTPase activator activity; growth factor activity; metal ion binding. Lineage: Eukaryota; Metazoa; Mollusca; Bivalvia; Ostreida; Ostreidae. Gene Ontology annotation, cellular component: intracellular membrane-bounded organelle. The record is from RefSeq and is a predicted model, not a curated record. The coding region runs from base 141 to 3032 and encodes 963 amino acids. The transcript has 22 exons. Gene Ontology annotation, biological process: endocytosis.
CCAAACCAAGGAGAGCUAACCACGGAAGUAGGUGGCGAUGAGAUGCAAAAUGACGUGAUGUAAAUUAGUGAUGGAAAUGUUUACAUCCAGAAAACGAUUGCAUGUGAGAAGAAGUGAACACUUUCGAAUCUAACUUCAAAAUGUCCGACAGCGAAGAGUUUGGGCCACUCGAAACAGCAUCCACAUCUUGCUCAGAUGAGGUUAACCAAUUGAGAGAAAAAGUGAAAGUCCUUGAGGAACAUGAAGCAGAAUUUGGACAGAAGAGAGCUAAAUUUAAAGAGAUCUAUGUACAAAAAGAAAAGGAACUACAGAAAGAAAAAGAGAAACAUCAAGAGACGGAGUCUGAGCUGAGGUCCGUGACAGAGGAGCUGGAGAGACUGCGGGGGGAACUGGAGGGGAUCAAAACAGCGGUGGCGUACUCUGAGUCCAACAAGCAGGACGAGAUCGAGGCCAUACGACGCCAGUGUAAAGAGGAAAUAGAAACACUACAGUCUUUUCUCAAUGAGGUGAGAACGGAGGCCUCUACAACCACGGCCAUGCAAUAUGAACAAGAACAAAGAAAGCUAAAAGAACUCUGUGAAAAGUACGAGGAGGAGGUUCGAGAUUUACGUAGUCGCCUUAACCAGGAUGGAGAUGGAUUUUUAUCAUCUGUUGCUAAGCAACUGAAGCAGAUGGCACCAGGCUCGGUGGGAACCAGUUCUAGUCUGGCUCAGGAACACGAGAGUCUGGAGGACGACAUGAGGAAGGCUCAAGCUGAUGCUGAGAUUUUGAAGUCAGUAGUAAUGCCACUAGAGGAAGAGAUUAAGUCUCUCAAGGAACAGCUUCAGGAGGCCAGGGAUAAAGUCAGGGACUUUCAGGGGAUUCAGGCCUCACCCGGUGCUAAAAACAUGACCCCUGACACACAGUCACUCUCUGAAAUGGACCAAUCAAAAGAUCCAGAGGAAAGGAUAAAGGAACUGCUGAAAUAUCUACAAGCGGAGAAAGCGUCACGUAAAGAUCUGGAGAUGUACGUCGCUGUACUCUCCACGCAGAAGAAAGUUUACGAGGAUGAGUCAGACAAACUGAAGAAGGACCUCAAUGAUGUGUGUAAAAUCCUGGAGGAUGAGAAGAAAUCCCACGAGGACCUGCGUCACACUUGGCAGAUGGCCAAUGACCAGUUCCUGGAAUCUCAGAGACUGAUGAUGAUGGACCUCCGCCGGAUGGAGUCGGUAUUGACGGUAGAACAGCAGCGACAGAUAGGAGAGCUCCAAAUGAAGGACAGGAAAAGGGAGGCUCAAGAAAAGAGGGUAAAAAAUUUGGAGGAAAUGCGGAAUAAACAGCAACAAGAACAAGAGCAACGUAAACUAGUUAUAGACGCCCUUAUCAAUAAUUUACGACGGUUAAACAGACAUGCUCUAAGAAAAAUGGAGCAAGUGUCUGAGAAGCUACAAACAAUAGAGAACCAUGACUUAAGUGACGCUUUACAAAACCAGACGGAGGCCUUCUCCCAGGGGUCAAACUCCAGCAUCAAUCUACUGUCCGCAGACAUGGGCCUGAUCAGGAAAUCCCCCAGUAAUGAUACCCUGGACUCGUCAGGGGAGACCCUACUGGAGGGUCAGUCCACCACAGGGGAGGGGCUGAGGGUGCAGAUCAGUCCUGACAAAACCCUUCAUAUGCCCCACCUCUCAGAGGCCCAAAAGAGGGCAAUUACUGAUCCAACUCCUGAAUUAAUGGCUCGUCAGAACUUGAUGGCUACUGCCAGACAAACAGACAGUCGAAUUUCGUUAGAGGGUAGAAGAAUGGUCAGCGAAAAGGAGUGGGAACUUUUACAAAAACAGCUGAUUGAGGCGAGGGAGAAGGCAGGGAGACCGUGUGAUAUGUGUAAUAACUACGAGGCCCAGCUACAGAAUGUACAGGACGAUUAUAAGAAAGAGCAGGUCAAGGCCAAGUCCCUAGAGCGCCGCCUCAACAGAGAGUUACAAACGCUGGAGAACAAACAGAAGUACAUCACAGAUCUAGAGAAUAGUCUCAACAACUCCGCAACAGAGGCUCAAAACCAGAUUUCCAGUUUAACCACAAAAAUCCAGGAAUGUGAGCGAUACCUGACUGAGGUCAGACAACAGAACACUCAGUCUCAACUCGAACUCAGGGAUAUGUUGAAGUCUUUAACCAAAGACAGGGAAACUGUACAAAGAGAGCUUGUCAAGCUUCAAGAAGACAAUGAUUCUCUGAUGGGGAAACACUCCAAGUUUGCACAGCAACUACAGAACGAGGACAUCAACCUGCCUAACAACAUGGAGGAACUGCAGCUGUUGUUACUGAAAUACAGAGAGGAGAUCAUUCAGGCCAAGGUUGCUAAGGAACACAUCGAGGGUUCCCUAAAGAGUGAAAAUAUGUUCCUGAAAUCGCAGGUCCAUGCGGAACAACAGGAGAAAAACACUCUAGAGGAGACACUGAAUCAGGAAAUAGGCAGUCUGCAGGAAAAACUAGCUGUCCAAGAGAGUCUGAAGUCAGAGCUAGAGAGGGAGGGAGCUGUGAGGGCUGAGUUUGAGGGGAAAUACAAGGAGAUAGAGCAGUCAUUGAAGAGUAUACAGGCCAAAAAUAAACAGCUGAUAUCUGGUCUACAACAACAAGUGGAGGAACAGUCCAAUGCUAGGACACAGUUGGAGAAUGACCUCCAAAAACAAAAGGCCAAAGUUCAGUCUCUUCAGAUUGACCUUGAUAACAGUGAGGCUGUACAGAGGGACUUUGUCAAACUCUCCCAGUCUCUCCAGAUACAGCUGGAAAAAAUUCGUCAAGCGGAGAAUGAAGUACGAUGGCAGCAUGAGGAUGAUAUAGAGGAGUGUACAAACUGUAAACAGGCAUUUAGUGUAACAAAGAGAAAGCAUCACUGCAGGCAUUGUGGUAAAAUCUUUUGUUCGGACUGUAUAUCUAAGACAGUGAAUAGUGGCCCUAGUAACCGACCGUUCAGAGUGUGUGACAUUUGCCACACAAUCCUUGUCAAAGACGCUAUGCCAUAUUUCAGCACUGAGCCACCUAGCACGCCAGACUAGACAGAGUGGUCUACCCCUGAGGCUGUGUGGGGUUUAUUGUAUACCCUUGUUGUUAUUGCAUUAUUUAUCUACAACCACAAGCAAGCUACAUGAUCAUUUAUGAGUGAACGCUUAUUUGCAUUUUUAGAAGAAGAAGUGAAAGUAGUAGGGGAUCCAUUGUGUGGAAGUAAAAGUAUGUGAUCUUUUGUAUAGGUGUAAAAUUUAUAGGUCUGUUGUGUAGAAGGCAAAGUAUGAGAUCUUUUGGAUAGAAGUGAAAGUUAUGAAUCUUUUGGAUAGAAGUGGAAGUCAUGAAUCUUUUGGAUAGAAAUUAUUGUGUAGAAGUGAAAGUAUUGGUUGAUUGUCUAAAGCAAUAUGAGCUGCAUUUUUGAAAAUUUUAUUUUGCUGUUAGAAUGUGUUAAAAUGAUAAAUUUGUAUUUAACUUAAACAUUUAUGAUCAAUUUUACUAAAAUAAAGCAAAAGAAAGACUUCUAUAUACAAUCCAAUACACAGAUUUACAUAAGAAAUCAUUAUUGUACAGGAGGACAGUUAUGUAAUUUUGAUUCAAAGGAAGCUUACAAACAGUUCUUCCAGCGCAACUUUGAACGACAGAAGUUUAUUAACAUUAUUUUUUUCUCUCAUUGAAAUAGUUAUUUACAAUUUUACAACAAACAAUUCUGACAUCAAAGUUACAGCUCAUAUUGCUUUAAGUAUGGGAUCUACUUGUAGAUAUGAAAGGAUGAUUGAGAUAUAUUAUGUAGAAGUGAAAGUAUGGAGUAAAUGCGAAAGGAUCUACUGAGUAGAAGUGAAAGGAUAUAGGAUCUAUUUAUGGAAAUGAAAGGAUAUCAAUUGUUUGAAAGGAUGAGAUUUAUUGCAUUAAGGAUGUUCGAUCCUGCGAUUUUGAGCAUGUGUUUUGAUCAGGUCCUUUAUUUAUAAAAUUCUGCAUCAUUUUUAAGUUCUAACAUUAAAUCUGAAUUCUACAGUGCCAAUUUAACUAUAUUCAAAAAAAUGCGAUUAAAUUCCUUUCAAGUAGAAUUAAACUAGGGACUAUAUUUUGUAGCGGAAGGUUUUUUAGACGAAAAUGAUCAGUUUUUCCAUUUUGAACUAUAACAGUACUGUUAAUUUUGGAUUCCUAUUUUUCCAUCCUGGUUGCACACAAAGCUGUUUUUUGCAGUGAAAUGGGUUAUGCUGGUUCUGAAAUAUCUAUUAAAUUAUUUCUUAUGAAUUCUAUCAACAAAGUGUGACAAAUAUAGUAAAUAUAUUCUGAAAAUCCGGGAAAAAAUUUAACCAAUUUCAAUGUAAAUUUGACACUUUUUUAGUAAUAUCUGAAAAUUUACAGCAUAUACCCCCACUUUUGAUGUUCUUUUCUAAAUAUUCAAGAUAAAUUUGACCUAUUUGCUUAAAAUCAGAAAAAGUUUAAGACUUUAAAAUAAUUUUCUUGCUUAUUAAAUUUUCAAUGCCAGAAAAAUCACUUUUUACUAGUGCAGAAAGGUCAAAUAAUUGAUUAUUUGAAGCAAUUUGAAACUUUUUCUUAGUCACAAUUUUUAAGUGUCUUUUUUAAACAAACAUAGAGUUCAUUUUGUUUCAUGCUUUAAUUGGAUAAAAAUAUUGGAGGGAAAACGUUAAAAAUUUAAUUUUAAUAAAGACACAAAUUUCAGUGCAAAAAGGUCAUAUGAAAUGUACUGUAGCGCCAAAAGAAGCGUAUUGACCCCCAUUUUUUGAAUUGAAUUUUAAUUAACCUAUGUAUAUAGAAACUAAAAAUAUACUUGGCAAAAAAAGUUUAAGACUUUAAAUAUCAGGAUCGAACGUCAUUAAAUUGAAUAGAUGGGAUCUAUUGUAUAAAACUGAAAGGAUGGGAUCUAUUGUAUAAAUCUGAAAGGAUGGGAUCUAUUGUAUAAAAGGGAAAGGAUGGGAUCUAUUGGGUACAAGUGAAGCUAUGGCUAGGUAUGAAUAAUGAUUUUAUGAACUUUCCCAUAUAGGUCUGUUAAUUCUUUUUAAUAUGUAGGGAAUAUUAAUCAUUGGCACAAAGGAGAAAAGAUUAAGGGGAGAAAAGUAAAGAAAAGUUUUAUGAGUGUAACAUAGUCUUUAAAGAGCUCUUUCAUUUAUGUAAAGUGCUGCUUCAUAUUUUCAUUGAAUUUGUUGUGUAUAAAUUUUUGGAUGUCAGUAAACUCAGAGGUGAAAUCCUAGCGAUUGAUAACCAAAAGCACAGAUUACAGAACAUAAGAUCUAUGUUUAAUAUUUAUUAUGGUGUGUGUGUGUCUGAUUUUGAUGUGAAUAUGAGAGUAGGAGUUUGAAUUUUAGCUGGAGAGUUGAUUGAGGGGACAAAUAUGAAUGAAAUUUCAAUCAUGUUAUUAUUGUGUGCAAGAGGGAGUCAUUAUGUCCUAUGUAUUUAAGUAUAUGUACAAGUCUGUACUCUUAUUUUAGUUACAACAUCUUCAAUUCUGUUUGUAUCUUUCUAUUAGAAGAAAAAAAUAAUACAUGUACAUACAGAUAAGUAAAAAUAUGUACACUAAGAAUAUAGUCAGUUUUACCAGGAAAUAAUUUCUUUUUUUUUCCUGAUUAAACAAAAGAGAUUUCAAGCUACAGAUUCAGAUACUGUCUACUGAAACUGAAAUGUUUUUAUUUAUUUUAUUUGAUGUAAACACAGACACAAAUAACUUAGGAUGCAUUCAUUUUGUUGUUAUGUUUUGUUUAGAUUUGCUGUGAUAUCAAUGCAUAUUAAUUAAUGACAUUAUUCAGAUCUGAUAGUGAUGCAGUAGUUAUAGGGCAAUUCUCAGUGUGACUAUUAUUGACUUGUAAAUUUCAAUAGUUUUGAAUCCUUAAAAAUCAUUAAAAUUGUUUAAAAUGUGUAAAUUUUUACUUUUUCUGAAGGAUUUUGAAAUUUAUAAUCAUGUCUUUAAUAAGUAGAAUGUGAAAAAUGAUGGGAGAUUUAUCAUUAAUUAUAUUCUGUAUACCUUGGUUCUACUGUAGUGACGCAGUACACAUAGCUUACGCGUACAGUGUAGCCUAUAGUGUUUGAGAUGAUAGAUAAGUGUUGAUGAUAACAGGAUCAAUGUUUUGCUGUCUCUUUAACAGGCUUCAGGUCACCAACCUAUGAUCACUGCCAAAAUAGAAUUCUAAAUAAGCAUAUGAUAUAGAUACAUGUACACAACUGUACAUGUACAAAAUUCAUUAUGAUAUCCUUUACUCUGGUUUUAAAGAUAUUGUUAUAAUUACAUGUCAGAAGUUAUUUGUGUUUGUUAUAGAACAUGUUAACACAGUAAGCAUAGAAAUAUACAUAUAUUUCUCUACAUAAUUAAAAUUAUGUACUUUUAAACAAUGUUGAAAGGUAACCUUUGCAUGUAUCAUUUCCAUGGUCCAAUCCUUUACUUGACCUUUUUUAUGUACAUGCUUGAUUUCUUUAAAUGCAUAAAGAAUUUCAUUAUACUUAGUGAUGACACUUUGUAAAAAGUGAUUAGCAUACACAUUUAUCAACAAUGCUUCAAUUAAUCAACAGGUUUUUCAUGGAUUUUGAACAUUUGAGGACUUGCGUAGUAUUGUAUAAAAAAAAGGGUUUUGUUCGGGAAGCCUUCGUUGUAGACUUAAUGUCUUAUGGCAGAGAGAACAAAACAGUCUAGUCACAUUUAAAGGGCACCCAGAGAACAUCUGGGGCUUACACACAGAAACUCAUGUACAUGUAUAGAUGAUUCUUAAAUCUACUGGAAGUAGAGGAAAUAGCUUCAACACUUCUCUUCAUUGUACUUGACUGUUAUAUAACACUUGAUCUUGUUUUAUAAUUAUUAUAAAGGUGAAAUAUAAAGUGGAAAUGAAACCAA